Messenger RNA from Acanthosepion pharaonis, 948 nucleotides. The record is from the annotation of a GenBank genome assembly. Lineage: Eukaryota; Metazoa; Mollusca; Cephalopoda; Sepiida; Sepiidae.
AUGUUGUUUAUUGUCGCACUUUUUAUCGAAUUGUCUGUUGCUAAUAGCAACGGUGUUUUGCAUAAAAGUUUUGUUGACAUUGUUUUUCUUUCUUUCUUUUCCUUUGGCGAAAGUUUUGAAAUUAAUAAAUUUGUCUUCGAGGAAAUGGUAUCAAGAAAGUAUUUUACACCGAGAGAAGUUUCCUUUCACAAUACAGAAAGCGAUCUGUGGGUUUCGUUUUUGGGUAAAGUUCACGAUUUGACCAAACUCUGUGAACGUGAAAAAGGAAAUAUUCUUCUAAAGCCCAUACUUCAAGCUGGUGGCACAGAUAUUUCUCAUUGGUUUAAUCCAAAAACUCAUGAUGUUCGAACAUACGUUGACCCUGAGACAAACUGUGUCAUUCCAUACUGUCCAAAUGGUCGUUAUCUCCAAAUCCCCCCAGCAUAUCCAGAUUCCAAGUGGGCUAACAAUUUUGGAUGUCCCUGGUGGAAAGAUAACAAAUACGUGAUUGGUAACCUGUCACAAAAAACACGAUUCAUCAAAAUUGUUAACACACUCACAUCCCAAGAACAUAUACUGGAGGUGUGCUCUGAAGAACGACUUGAGGCUAUUCUGGAACGUUAUUUGGCAUACAACGCACAUGCAGACAGUUAUACGUGGAAAAGAAGAGCUGCAGGCCAGACAGGCCAAGAAUUGCAGGCCAGACAAGAAAAAAGCAAGGCCAGACAGGCCAAAGAAUUGCAGGCCAAACAAGAAGAAGAGCUGCAGGCCAGACAGGCUGAAGAAUUGCAGGCCAGACAGGCCAAAGAGUUGCAGGCCCGACUAGAGCUGCAGGCUAAGGCCAAAAGGCAAAAAGUUGUCAAACAGAGAGCUUUUCCCCGCGACAGAGAGCAAUCACCUCAGACGGCAGAGAGUGCCAAACAGAGAGCUCAUUUCAGCCCCAGACGACAGAGAGCUCAGAUCACCUAG